Molecule: messenger RNA, 377 nt
Organism: Symbiodinium sp. CCMP2456
Lineage: Eukaryota; Dinophyceae; Suessiales; Symbiodiniaceae
Source: the annotation of a GenBank genome assembly
GCUCCGCGGACUUGGGAAAGAGACUUUGGCGGACAUUUGGGACACCUUGCUUCGCUUCGCGGAAGAGCCCGGCAAUGACGACGAAGGAGAUGCGCUGGCAUGCAUCCAAGGGCGUUGGUAUGUGCAGACCAAUGACACAGGUUCCGCGAAAGAGCUUGUGGCGAUCCAGUCCGAAGAGAGGCUGGGCAUCGUGGAAGCUCGCUUCGCAUGCGAGCAGCACCCGGUUAUCCGUUUCUUCGCACUGUCUGAGUGGGGGCGCCACGCCUACCGGUCGCAGAUCUUUUGCUCCAAUGCCGCACUUUCCUACGCCGCGCUCGUCCCGAACAUGAAGCCGCGCAAAGUGCCGCUUUGCAAUCCGCAGUUCGCCGGACACAUAG